Nicotiana tabacum (common tobacco) is the source of this 1242-nucleotide messenger RNA. Its product is annotated as gamma-glutamylcyclotransferase 2-1-like. Gene Ontology annotation, biological process: glutathione catabolic process. The record is from RefSeq and is a predicted model, not a curated record. NCBI's taxonomy places the organism in Eukaryota, Viridiplantae, Streptophyta, Magnoliopsida, Solanales, Solanaceae. Gene Ontology annotation, molecular function: glutathione specific gamma-glutamylcyclotransferase activity. Gene Ontology annotation, cellular component: cytoplasm.
UCUCCUCCUUCUCCCUAAACCACACACAGAGAGAUACAGAGAGAGAAAGAGAGAACCAUUAAGGAAGAAGAAAAUACCCACAUUGCUCUCUCUUGUCUCUCUAUUUGAACAAAUUGUAUACAACAUAGAGUCAACAUUUCGUUUGGAAGGCAUUGCCUCAUAUUGAUUUGAACAUAACAAGAUUUAUUUUGCAGGUAUUAAAUUGAGGAAGAUUCACAAUCAUGGUGUUUUGGAUUUUUGGGUAUGGUUCAUUGGUAUGGAACCCUGGAUUUGAUUAUGAUGAGAAAUUUAUUGGUUACAUAAAGGAUUACAGGCGUGUGUUUGAUCUUGCUUGCAUUGAUCAUAGAGGUACACCUGAACACCCUGCAAGAACUUGCACUUUGGAUGAAAGCAAAGGAUCCAUUUGCUGGGGUGCUGCUUAUUGUGUGCGAGGAGGACCUGAAAAAGAAAAGAAGGCAAUGGAGUAUUUAGAAAGAAGAGAGUGCGAGUAUGAUAGCAAGACUUUGGUGAACUUCUUCACUGAAGAAGACUCCUUACAUCCAGCCUUAACUGGAGUGAUAGUGUUUACAUCCACUCCUGACAAAGUAAAUAAUAAAUACUAUCUUGGUCCUGCUCCACUGGAAGAGAUGGCUAGGCAAAUUGCAACUGCCUCUGGACCAUGUGGAGAUAACAGGGAGUAUAUAUUCAAAAUGGAGAAGGCUUUGUAUGAUAUUGGCCAUGAAGAUGAUUACAUCAUUGAGCUGGCUAAUGAAUUGCGAAAAGUUCUUGGAAUUGUGGGAUCUUUCCCAAAGGAGAAGAAGUUACUAGGUCCUUCCCAGAUUCCACUCAAUUCUCACAUUUCACCUGUGAAAAUCCGCCCCUUGCCAGAAGCUAUAGCUGCUGUUGCUGCAGACUCCUGACGAAGGUUCAGGACGAUGAAAUUUUCCUCUUCUGACCUGACUAAUCUAGUUAACUGCUAUAGUUAUGUCUUCCACAAAAUGUUACAUAUCUAGUGAUCUGUUUUUAAAUUGUCCCUUGUGUUUUCUCUUUUCCUUUAAAUUUAGAUUAGGAAGCUAGAUCAAUGUGGGGUAGGAUAGCGAGUUGAGUUGACAUUCUAACCAGCCAGACGAAUUUGUGGCCAGCGUGAACAUGGAUCUUGAGUUAUUUUGAGCCCGAUAUUAUGAAAUUUGAUUAGUAGCUUACAUGUUGCGAGUACAUGAUCAAUUUAUUCUCAUAUGAGUAUGAAAAGAUUGUUUACAAGAA